AUGAACCAACCCUCUUCUUCCGCACCCCCUGCCUCCUCGGCGGGCGCCGUCCCAAAAAUCUUAGCAUUUUUGAACAAGACCCAUCACAAUCAAUUACCACACUGGGUAUUGCUGGCCCGUCUGAGGGCGGGGCCCGCAAAAAAACUAAGACGAAGGAAGCGGCCUGAUAAGGCGAUGAAGAAGGCCGCCAAGGAGGCCGCCAAGGCGAAGAAGGAGAAGGAGGAGGAGGAGGAAGAGGAAGAGAAGGCCAAAAAGGAGAAGGCAGACUUUAUUAUCUAA
Molecule: messenger RNA, 279 nt
Organism: Aspergillus pseudoviridinutans
Lineage: Eukaryota; Fungi; Ascomycota; Eurotiomycetes; Eurotiales; Aspergillaceae
Exons: 2
Coding region: 1-279 (92 amino acids)
Source: RefSeq, a predicted model, not a curated record